Molecule: messenger RNA, 4013 nt
Organism: Haliotis rubra (blacklip abalone)
Lineage: Eukaryota; Metazoa; Mollusca; Gastropoda; Lepetellida; Haliotidae
Product: zinc transporter ZIP10-like
Exons: 8
Coding region: 143-3028 (961 amino acids)
Biological process (GO): intracellular zinc ion homeostasis; zinc ion import across plasma membrane
Cellular component (GO): membrane
Molecular function (GO): zinc ion transmembrane transporter activity
Source: RefSeq, a predicted model, not a curated record
ACCAGUCUAGACUGGUGUGCUUCACAUGGUAUUCACGUUUUGAUGCGCAUUACUCCGAGAUAUAGAUGGUUAAUGCGAUAGUGUUAUAAGAGUGAAACUGACAACAUAUGAAUGCAAGCGAAGAAAGCGGUAGAGGACGGUCAUGUUUGUUUGUGAUCACAUGGAUUAUAUACGUAACGCUCAGACCAUGCGGGGUCUCCUAGUAGCGUGCCUGUUCUGUUGCGCUGUCUCACACAGCCCAUAUCUUCAGGUAUUAAACGGAACUUUUACAUCCGACAAUAAUGGUUCUACGGAGGGUGUGGAAGAUGGACAUAACCAUGGUAACAGGACAGUAACAAUUUCCAGGCGGAAUAAGGGAUUACAUUUUUCGUCAUUAUUGAUGUCACUGUAUUCGGAGUCCGAGAUAUUGAAAGUGAACGACUUCCUACGCAUGUUGAGAGAGGUUGGUGUGCCGUUAGGCGACAAUCAUCGACAUCAGUCUAAUCAUCAUGAUCAACAGCGGAGACCAGAACCUAGUGCAGGCAACAUGCGACGCCGUGAGAGAGAUGUCACAAAGACGAAACAGUUACCACGUGGAUCUAAAGCGACACAUACUACGGGGAACAGGGACGUCAAGGACCACAUGUGCCUAGGUCUGGACAGCGUGGUGGCGUUAUUUGGAGGGGAAAUACGUGAACCGCAGGACCUGAUGUAUUUGGCUCCAGUGAUACUGUAUCAGCUGACCCCUUUCUGUGAACGCCGGUUGUCCGACAGAGCCGACCAUUCGUCUCAGCAUCAACAACAGCAUCAACAUCGGAAACAUCAUCACCACCACCACCACCAGAAUCAGCAUGGAAUCAUAAAUAACAAACGAAACGAAAGCAGCAGUGUCAGGAGUAAAGGUGACUAUAGCCUUCACGAGCACUUGGAUGCCAAUAAACGUAACCAUAGCAACAGAGAACAUGACCAACAUCAUAGCCACCAUGACGGACACGGGAAACACGAUAACCAUCGUUUAAAGAAAGUGGAAGAGAAGGGUAACCAAAGCGACAGCCAUCAAGAGGCAGAAGAACAAAAUAGUCACCAUGAAAAGGAUAAACAGGGCUCCCAUAGUGCCCAUGUACAUCACGUUAACAGAGGACAAGAUCACCAUGGGGAUCGCAGCCAUAAUACGGCAUCGGCAGAGGUCAAACGUUACCAUAGUGGCCACGUGCACCAUGUUCAUGAAGGAGUGGAGACCAACAGUAGUCAUGGUGACCAUAUACACCAUGCUUCAAAACACAAGGACAAAAGUCUCCAUGAUGACCACAUAGAUCAUGAUUCUACGGACAAGGACAGACAUCUCCAUGGAGACAAUAUACAUCACGUUUCAAGAGACAGAGAGAAGGAUUCCCAUGGCGACCAUAUACAUCAUGAAUCUAGGGACAAGGACAAGCAUCUCCAUGGAGACCAUAUACAUCACGUUUCAAGGGACAGAGAGAAGCAUUUCCAUGGCGACCAUAUACAAAAUGUUUCCAGGAACAAGGACAAGCAUCUCCAUGGUGAUCACAUUGACCAUGUUUCUACAGAUAAGGACAGACAUCUCCAUGGAGACCAUAUGCAUCACGUUUCAAGGGACAGAGAGAAGCAUUUCCAUGGCGACCAUAUACAAAAUGUUUCCAGGAACAAGGACAAGCAUCUCCAUGGUGAUCACAUUGACCAUGUUUCUACAGAUAAGGACAGACAUCUCCAUGGAGACCAUAUACAUCACGUUUCAAGGGACAGAGAAAAGCAUUUCCAUGGCGACCAUAUACAAAAUGUUUCCAGGAACAAGGACAAGCAUCUUCAUGGAGCCCAUGUCCAUGAAACGUCUGACCACCUUGAUCACCCUGAAGACAACAAGCAUCACCACUUCAGUCAGUCACCCUUAAAAGUUUGGGGAUCCAGCAUCCUGGCUGUUCUGCUCAUCAGUCUCGUGGGCCUCGGGAGCGUCGUCAUCAUACCCAUCAUGAGGAAAGUCUUCUACAACUAUGUUCUGCAGUUCCUGGUCGCUGUUGCUGUCGGAGCACUCACUGGUGACGCGCUGCUUCACCUACUGCCACAUGCGAUGACAGGCGAUAUCCAUGACAACCACAAAGACACGCACGAGGACAACGACCAUAGCGACCAUUUUGAUUACCAUAGCAACUCACUGUGGAUGGGACUGUGUGGAAUGGGUGGACUGAUAACGUUCUUUACCAUGGAGAGGCUGCUUAGGAUAUUCAUGGAAAGAAAAGCGAAGAUGAAGAGAAAGAAGGCCUCGUCUCCUCCGUCCCCGCAAGUAUCAAACACCGGUGCUUCCGACAGCGUGGUGGGCGUGAAGCUGUCAGCCCACGAGGACCCCGACUACCAGGAGUGCGAGGAAAUGAUGUUCAACGUGUACAGGAAGCAGAGAUUACCAAUUGGAGCAUGCGCAGGCAGCCUUCUGUCUAUGACGGCAGUCUCUCAUCCAGAAAUCAGUGUGUCGCGAAGUGAGAAUCAGCCUCUUUCUGAAUCUGAGAAAGGUCACGGUCACUCUCAUUUAACCAAUGAGCUCCCGUCGUCAGUAGCAACGAUUGCAUGGAUGGUGAUUCUUGGAGACGGUAUCCACAACUUCAGUGACGGCCUUGCACUGGGUGCAGGCUUUGCCAACAGCAUCACAGGUGGUAUCAGCACCACCAUCGCCAUUUUCUGUCACGAACUUCCACACGAGAUAGGAGACUUUGCCGUGCUGCUGCAAGCGGGGAUGUCGGUGAAGCAGGCCAUCGUCUACAACUGUGUUUCCUCGUUGCUCUGCUUCUUUGGGAUGGUCAUUGGUGUUCUCAUUGGUAACGUGGGACAAGCCUCUCUUUGGAUCUUUGCCUGUAUAGCAGGAACCUUCCUCUACAUCGCUCUGGUUGACAUGCUUCCCGAAUUAUGUGUAGCGCCGACGAAGGGAGAUAACCCGUACUGUAUACUUGGCAUACAGCUGUUGGGGAUUUUGGUUGGAGCGAGUAUUAUGGCUGUGAUAGCGGUCUUUGAGCACAGCUUGAUUAAGCUGCUGGACAUGUGACGUACACGGCUGUAUUAUAGUCGUUAAAUUAUAGGGUACGUUAAUACUGUGUGACGAGCUGAUUUCCAUGUUCAAACACACAGGUUAACCAAGUUGGUCGUGCAGAACUCAAAUUGUGAAAACAAAGACAUUGUACUGAAACGCACAGUUUUAGGUUUACAAUAAGGCCUUUCUACGGGCCAAACAAGUGAGAGCAUCAUAAGUAACAGGAAUUACCAGAACUGACGUGAGUGCACGAGCUAACGUUCUGAAUAUUGGUAGCUAUUUGCCAGCACUGAAAGAAACCUGUGUCCCCUUUUGAAUCCACAAUAAUGUAGGGAGCUGAUAAGAAUUAUGUGUUUUCAAUUACGUAUCCAAUUCACACUUGACAAAUACAUGAGAAACAAGUCAGGUAGGAAGUGCCUCGAAGAGCCUUAUCCUACACCUGGAGAGUUUCUCAUUCUCUUUCUCAACAAUGAAGCUGGUGACGUUCGUUAAACAAACAGACAGAGAAUUGUCGGUAUAUUCCUCUCGCUGAAGCUUAAAUAAGUAAAAGAUAAUAGCCUCUUUUGACACAUCACUGGUUUGGUGUGGUUAGAGGUUUAGGGCACUAGCUUUGGUUGAUAUGACCUGGAAUCGCCCUUAUGCAACACUUAGAGAGGUACAGUCAGACUUCUAGAAACCUUCUCAUCCCAGAACCAAAUCAUGCCAGGCCAUAUUCGUAAACAAGAAGACAGAGAACUGUACAUUCCACUCGCUGACGUCCAAAUACAAGACAGCAGUCUCUACUGCAACACCCCAACUGCCCUAUCCCGUAUCGACUGGUUUGGUAUGUUUCGAUGUUAACGGCACCAGUUGUAGUUCAUAUGGUCUCAGUUAUGCUUUGACUUGUUAUGUUACAGUAUUAGAUGACUAUUGUACCACCUUCCAGGGUGUACGAUUUACGUGAACGAAAUAAGAUGUUUUAAAUGCCUUCCAUAUAUUUUAAUAAAACAUUCCAAUACAA